UUAUGGGCAGCUCAAGUAGAUAUUAUGAACAAGGAGCUCCUAGUUCUUCCAGGACAGAACGCAACAUUUUUGUGUCGUGUAGGAGUAGCUUUACAGUACUGCCGAAUAGAACUACCUGGUGGUGGUGGUGGUGUUAACUUAAAUAAACAGCUUUCGUCAGCUAAUGGCGAGAUAUCAUAUUUCGGAAAUGGACUGGAUGCUGGCCAAUGCGGUGUCACCAUUCAUCGAGUCGAAGAAAAACAUAAUGGGCCAAUCAAAUGUACUAUUGGUAUACCAAGUGAAACAUCGGAAUCAGUAGGAGUCAUGCAGCUGAUUGUAGGAAAGGCUCCCAAACAACCUGAAUUGGACUUAAGCAGAGGGACAGACUCAUUGAGGGUGUAUAAAAUAAAUGACCAUUUAGAAGCGUCCUGUAUAGUUAGAGAUGGACGACCAGUUGCUAAUAUUAGCUGGUUUUUAGAUAAUGAACUUAUCGACGACAUGGGUCUAAAGAUGCCAACUGUAAUUGAUCUGGCUAAGGAAAACUUACAAUCUAAAGUUCAAAAUCUCUCAAGAGUUUUACAACCGUCCGACAAUGGAAGAUACCUUAAAUGUGUAGCUUUCCAUCCUGCUUAUCCUGGAGGAUCAGCUGAAACUAAAAGACAGUUGGACGUUAAAUUUCCACCCCUUCCAAUGGAAGAGCCCAUCGACAAAUUCGGUUAUCAAAUUGGAAAAGAAGGCCUAAUUAAUAUCUCGAUAGAAGCAAAUCCCAAACCUAGAAUCGAAUGGUCUGUGGGGGGACAGCUCAUCAAGGAAGGAUCGACCGAUAAUACCGGAAGGAUCGAGGCAGAGGCGAUAAGAGAUUUGGGACGUGGAAGAUAUGAGGCUAACUUGAGACUGGCAGGUGUUAACAAACAAGACACGGAAACUGACUACAUUUUGACAGCUUACAAUGACCAAGGCUCUCAAACUUAUAAAAUCAAAAUCUCUACCAGUCCGGAACCUGAAGGUGUCGAAUUAGGAGUUGGGGCGAUAAUUGGUGUAGUAGUUUUAGGACUUUUCAUAAUCCUCCUGGUUUCAAUUCUGAUCUUCGCCAAAGUUACCGGAAGGUGGUGCUUUACUGGUUCGGUGGAAACCAGACAUCUUGGAGAAUCCAGUGACACAGAAAGUGCAGACGUUCGACCCAAAGAUUCGAAAAAACCUCUCAAGCUGUCAUUAAUCUUCAAAAAGAACAAGGACCACGUCGCUUCGGAGCCUACACUAGAAGCUAGAAACAUAGAAAGUGAAUUAGAGCCUAAGAAAGCGCCUUUUCCAGAAGGAGACGAAAGCGCCUUAGUCUACGCCGAACUUGAUCUUGUACGAGCCGAGAUGGUACCAGUGGUUAAAAACGACGACGAAAAAACAGAGUAUGCAGAAAUUGUGUACACCCAGGCCGAUGAGGGAAAAGAAUCUCCUAAGAAAUCUCCCAAGAAAUCGCCCAAGAAGUAAAUGAAAGACUGAAGAAUAUUUAGUUAAGGUUUUGUCUGUAGGAAUCUUGAGAUUUAUUUCUUAUUUUUUGUUAUUCGUUUAUUUUAUACUAUAUGAUUUUUACAAUACAACAAAAAUCGUAGCAAUUUUGAGUUGUAAAGCAAAUGAAAGUAAUUUGAAUGAUUAUUUAAAGUUCUGGUCUUUUUCAAACUUAUGGUUACCUCCAUUCUUCUUCUUCAUAUACAUUUCAAAACGUUAGUUACCAUCAUAAAUAUCUUAAAGUUUAUUUAUUACCGCCUUAAACAGCAUACUUGUAUCAAUAUCAUACCAAUCUCGCAAGAUCUUCAAUCAUGAAGUCUUUCUUCGUCCUGGACUGCGUUUGCCUGCUAUUUUCCCUUGCAUAAUGUUUUGUAGCAACCUAUAUCUGGGACCUUUCACUACAUCCCAGGCAACCAAAUAACGUUUCCAAAACGUUGAAAAGACGUCAUAAUUAUCACAAAACCACGUCAGUUUAUCACGUUUUUUCGACGUCGAAAGUCACGUGAAUAUGUACCACCAUAACUGACGUCAUUUUUAUCACGUUUUAGUUACGCGAUAUCAAAACCCUAGUUUUUAUAUCGUUUUUUUAGAUUAUUUUUCAUCUUAAGGUUUUAAAAAUACACAAUAAUAAUUAUUCAUAUGGACAUUGUUGGUAUUGCAAUUUUUCAUUUAACUGUUCUAAAUUUAGCUUAUAGGCUAAAAGUAAAACCAAGAAAGACUUUAUAAAAUGCAUAGAAUUAUAAUCAAAUUAAAAUACCCUUAAUGUAACAUUAUAGAAUUUUCACUUUUUAUAUAGGUAUACUUACUGUGUCAAAACUGAAACAACAUAUAAACUAAUAAAUAAUUUAUUAACAAAUUAUCCAGCAUAAUCGUGAACAACAAAUAAUAAUUAGUUCAUUAACAGAAAAUAAACACCAAUAGUCUUAUUUUGCCACACAAAGCACGUAAACAAUAAAUGAAGUUUGGAGUCAAUGUCAAAUGUCAAUAUACAACAUUAAACAUUAUAAGCAUUAACUCUUUAAACUCCUCCCGUUUUUGUGACGUGAGACUUGGGCUGUCUGAAAUGAAAACUUGUUUUUAAAGGUAUUUUACGUCAUUAAUCUUACGUAUUUAAAAUCACCUACAAAAGACGUUUAUACGACGUAAUGUUCAAACACAUGUAUAUAUUCAACCAAAAACUGAUGUUUCCUCGACGUUAUUGACGUCACUUGGUUGCCUGGGAUGUCCGAAGUACUCCAGCUUUCUCUUCUUGAUGAUUUUUAUAGUCUCAGUAGUCUUGCUGAGACGAUCUAGUACCUAUUGUGCAGUUUCGAAUCUUCUCCACCCCAAAAACUUAUAAAAUUCUUCUAUAGCGCCAUAACUCGAAAGCCCCAAGGCGAUUUAGAUCACUUUUAUUCACAGUCCAAAACUCGACAUCAUAUAAAGUAAGACCGAGAACAUGUAGCAGCGAAGUAGGCAGAUCCGCAAUGCCAAUUUUGGGUCUCUGUUACAUAAUACCUUUGACAUCCUUCUAAAAACGGCUCUGACCUGCUCUAUUCUGGAUCUACUUUCACCGUGACUGUCUGCGUUACGACUUAACUGAUAUCCAAGGUAAUCCGUUUGAUGAAGGUCCUCAAGUUUGGUACUAUUUACAAUAGACGGUUUUAUAUUGUGUUGUUUACUUAUUAGACGAAGCAAUAAAGCACUAAAAUCGGCCUUACCUACGAAAAAAAAAAAGGACAAGACGGAUCUUAAUAAUUACUUUUGCAUUCGAUUCGUAAAUGCGCCAGGAAACUUUGUGAACCGGAGCCAUGAUAUAAUAUUGAAAAACUGCAUACAAAAAAAUGCAUUCUUAAAGUGCAUCUCAAACAGACAAUAAAAAAAACAGAACUCGUCAAUUAUCGGCGGAAAUGAGUUCAAUUUUGUUACUCAGUAGUUUUUGGGGUCUCUGAAAACGAAUAUGACGUCAAAAGAGAUCUCCGGAGUAGCUGGUGCCAAGGGUACCUACUGUUUACCUCGUUAUUAAAAUUCAUUAAAAAAUUUAUUCAAACAUCAUUAGUUAUGAGAUUAACAGUAGGUACCCUGGGCACCAGGUACACCGGAGAUUACUUCUGAUGUCAUAUUUGUCGUCAGAGACCCCAAAAACCCCCAGUAAUGAAUUUUAACUAAUUUUUUAAUGAAUUUACCAAAAACUCCAGAAAGCGAUGUAAACAGUAUGUACCCUGGGUACCAAUUACUCUGUAGAUCACUUCCGAUGCCAUAUUCGUCGUCAGCGACCCAAAAUCCCCCCGAGUAAUGAUUUUUGGCUAAUUUUUUAAUGAAUUUGCCGAAAACUCCAUAAAAAGUAGCUGCCCUGAGCACCAGGUAUCCCGGAGAUCGCUUUCGAUGUCAUAUUGGUCGUUAGCGACCCCAAAACCCCCCAAGUAAUUAUUUUUGACUGAUUUUUUAAUAAUUUUUUGCCGAAAACUCCACAAGAGAGUUAAACAGUAGGUACCCUGGGCACCAGGUACUCCGAAAAUCACUUCUGAUGUCAUAUUCGUCGUUAGUGGCCCCAAAAACCCCCCGAGUAAUGAUUUUUGACUAAUUUUUUAAUGAAUUUUAAUGACGGGGUAAACAGUAGGUACCCUUGGUACCAGGUACUCCGGAGAUCACUUUUGACGUCACAUUCGUUUUCAGCGACCCCAAAAACCCUGAGUAACAAAAUUGAACUCAUUUCCGCGGAUAAUUGAUGAGUUCUUCUGAAUUUUUUUUUAUUAUCUGUUUGAGAUGCACUUUAAGAAUGCAUUUUUUGUAUGCAGUUUUGCAAUAUUGUAUCAUGGCUCCGGUUCACAAAAAUUCCUGGAGCAUUGACGAAUCGAAUGCAAAAAUAAUUAUUAAGGUACGUCUUGUCCUUUUUUUUUCGGAGGUUCAGUGCUUUAUUGCUUCGACUAUAUUACGAGUACCUACUUUGAUUUUCCAUAUGUUCAAAUCCAGACAUGCUAACAUCAACAUUUUUUGCAUCUUUGCAUCAGUUUUUCUUGCUUUUGGAUCAGGUAAAUGCAAAACAAUAUUUUUUGCAGAUUUUGUGGUUCUUUGUUAGGAAUGACUGAAUAACACUUAAAAUCAAUACGACCAGAAAAUCAGGGACAAUUUUCUGUAGGUUUGUUGCAAGGUUCUAUGGUCAUAACGUCCUCAUUCUGUAUUUUUUCUACUUUACUUAUCAAAAUUGCUACAAUUGAGAACUAUAAUAUACAUUACAUAUUAGGUUUAUAUAUGUUGGUAUAAUGUAUAAAGUUAAUGGUACAAAACCGAUAUUUCAGUAAUUAAGAGCCUUUUAUUUUGUUUCGAGCAAAAUUAAACCUUAAAUAGGAAUAAUGUUAUUAAGAGAAGAUUUAUUAAACUAACAGGAUGGUACAAUUUAAUAAUCAAAAUAAAAUUAGUAGAAAUUAAAUUUUUAGUCCUUUUUCUUUGGAACUGGAUUUCUCAAGAUCGUCUCCAAAAUUUUCCUAGGAUAACAGAAUAAAACGUAUUUUUCGUUUAACAAUUUGAAAAAAAUGUCUCGAAUAAAAGUUGUUUUCUUUUUAGUAAGAAAUCAAAAUCUGUAAUAAAAAAUGGGGGUUUCUAUUUAAGAUUUCAAAAGUAUCCCCUCCCCAACCCAAUGGGUGGUGGUGCGGGUCGUGUUUAGUGCCAUUCGAUAGCUUUUUAAAAAAUAUUACAAACUUGUACCGGGUGUCCACUUAUAUUUUCCCCCAUUUUAACUGCCUAUAACUUCUAAACAGCUCAAGCUGAAAAUAUGCGGUUUUCGCUGAAAUGUUUUAUUUUAGUAAAAGUUUUGUUUGAAUUGAUUUAAUUUUUUACAUCGCUUUCAAUUACGAAAAAAUGGCGGAUUUUUUAAAAUAACGUUGACUUUUUUUUAAUGGAACAUCCAGUAUAUUUUUUUGUAAAUUGAAAGAAUGGUCUUUAUCCCAGCAUAUCUAGCGAUAUAAAGUUUUUUUUAAAUCGGUUGCCAAAUGACUGAGUAAUUAAUUUUUAAAAUGAGAGAUGCAAUGUUGAAAUCACAUAACAGAAUAUUAAUUUGCUCAAGCCUGGGUUUCAUCGAAAGCGGCACCGACAAACUGCGAUCGUAACACUGCGAUGCAUGACUCAUAAAAAACUGUACCACGCAAAAUAAUAGCGGUGGUUUCCAAGGAUGCGUUGGAAGCCACUGCUUGCUGAGUUUGCACAUUCCAUUACCCCAGUGAAGAACCUUGAAUUUUUCACCGUAAUCUGAAGUAAUUCAUCGCAGUGCUACGGUCGCAGUUUAUCGGUGCCGCUUUCGAGGAAACCCAGGCUUGAGCAAAUUGAUAUUCUGUUAUGUGAUUUCAACAUUGCAUCUCUCAUUUUAAAAAUUAAUUACUCAGUCAUUUGGCAACCGAUUUUAAAAAACUUUAUAUCGCUGGAUAUACUGGGAUAAAGACCAUUCUUUCAAUUUACAAAAAAAUAUACUGGGUGUUUCAUUUAAAAAAAAUCAACGUUUUUUCAAAAAUCCAUCAUCUAUUUUUUUUAAGGCGUUUUAAAAAAUCAAUCCAUUAAAACAAAACUUCAACUUAAAUAAAACAUUUCAGCGAAAACCCCAUAUUUAUAUCUUGAGCCGUUUAGAAGUUAUAGGCAGUUAAAAUGUGGGAAAAUAUAAGUGGACACCCGGUAUUUUAGUUUUUUGAUCCGAUGUAAAUUUCUCGAAAUAUUCGACUGCCCCGCUUCUUCUAACAUACCUACCCUAUGAUUUGGUGUUAUUUUGAAUCAUCCUGUAGACAUUAGAAUAUUGUCUAAUAUGGAUUUUUGUUUGGAGGUCAAAAAUUAUGUUAUACUUCUAUCAUUAAUGUUUUUUAUGGGCAUUAUAAAUUUGUUAAAUAACAAAAUAAUUAUUAUUAAUAACAAACAUCCAUAUUUUGAAAGACACAUAAGACAAAUUUAUAUUUUUUUAUUGCGUUAUGUUAGAUUAUGACAAAUAUACACUCACCGGCACAAAAUUCCGCCACCCAAAAUUUUUGAUUAAGUUUGAAAAUCUGUAACUUUAUUAUUUGUACUCCAAUUUUCAAAAUUCUUGCAUCAGUUUGUAGGUACGUGUAUUGUAGGUGUUUUUCAUUAUUCCGGUAACAAAAUUUUUUUGCUUAGAUGGCAUUAUACGGGGGUGAAUGGAAGCGUUGUAUUUUCUCCUAACUUUAAAACAUUCUGUGGAAAAAUUGGAGGGCUCAUUUUAUUUCAUACUCCUUUUGUAUUAUGCUGAAAGUAUCAUUAAGGUUUUGUUUUUUGAAUUAUCCGAAUAUCUCUUUUCUUGUAAGAGUUGUAAGUAAAAACACUGCUUUGAAGGUUUUUUUAAUUAAAAAUAUCAAACGAACUGAAAUUAACAAAACAAAACAAAAUUAACAACAAAACAAAACAAUUCAAUAGCGGGUAUGUCCACCUCUUGCAGCAACGACUGCUCGCAAUCUGUUUGGCAUCGAAUAAGGAUGUGUUAUCCUUACCCGGGGAAUAGCCCGAUAUUCCUCUAGCAGGGCCAUAACUGUACCAAAUUUUCUGGAGGCCUAGGAUGACGGCGAAUAACAUUUUUUUAAUUCAUCUCAUAAAUACUCAAUAUGAUUAAGAUCUGUGCAGCAUGCGGGCUAUUCUAAUCUUAUCAAUUCAACCUAUAUUUUAUGAGUAAAUCAGUGUUUUUAGUUACAAAAAAUGGUACAGCUCUUACAAGAAAAGAGAUAUUGGGAUAAUUCAAAAAACAAAAUUUUAGUGAUGUCUCCGGGAUAAUAUGACAGGACCAUGAAAUAAAAUCAGCUCUUCAAUUUUUCCACAGAAUGUUUUAAAGUUAGGAGAAAAUACAACGCUUCCAUUCACCCCUGUAUAAUGCCAUGCAAGCAAAAUUUUUGUGUUACUGGAAUAAUACCGAAAGAUGUCAAUAUAUUAUAUGUACCUACAAACUGGUGCAAGAAUCUUGAAAAUCGGAGUACAAAUAACAAAGUUAUAAAUUGUCAAACUUAAUCAAAAAUUUUGGGUGGCGGAAUUUUGUGCCGGUGAGUGUAUUAUUUUAUAUAAAAGAUUUUGUACUUAAGAACUAGGAAUCGAAACAUCUUUAUAAACUCUCUUUAGUACAUAGUAUUUAGUAGUUUAAUUUAAAGAAAAGUUUUUCUUAAAUAUUGUUUUCAUUGAAUAUGGACAAAUGACCUCGGCACUUUUCUUAUAUGUAAAAAUGGUUUCAGUUAAAAAAAUUAUUGAAAACUUCCUUUAUAAAAGUUAUAUAUUUAUUAAAUAUAGGGUAAACCCACCAAUGGGUAAAAACCCUCUGUGUACAUCGAUGUUGCCUUUCGAGGGUUUUUUUAAGAAGUGUAUACCUUUUAUAAAGAAAUUUUUUGUGACUAAUGGUAUACAGCCAGCUGCAGGAAAAUAUUUUCCUUGUGGAUUUUGGUUUCAGUUAAAUUAGCAAAACUUCGCAGAGAGGUAGCUUUUUGUCAUGUUGAUCAAAAGUUCUCAGAUUCCCAAGACUCAGAAAUGGCAAGUUGCAGCCAAUUUAACUGAAACCACUUUUAUAUAAAAAAAGUGACGGAGUUCUUUACUUUCAAGAUUUUUAUAUAAUAAUAACUUACUUGAUUAAGAAAAAAUUUGAGUAAAGAUAUACUCAUUUUAAUUUCUUGUAUAACAUGGAAGACAUGUACUUAAUUAUAUUUUACUCAUUAAUAUAAAAAAAUCGCAACAAACUAUAUUAAUAUUUUGAUAUAUUAUAUAGCUCUAUUUUAUAAUUAUAAAAAAAAAACCAGUAGUAUUUAGGUAUGUGUUAUACGCACGACCGAAUCACAGACUUUUUAGCAGUAACUUCUUAUUCUUCUUCAAGUUCAAACUUCUAUUUUUGCCCUCUCAUCACAUGUCCUAAGUACUCGAGUUUCUUUCUUCUGAUAGUUAAUAUUAUUUCCGCUUCAUUUCCUAUCCUAGUUACAUCCGUGUUUGACAUUCUUUGAAUCCAUGAUAUAGUCGUAGGAUUCUUCGUAGGAUAAUCGUAGGUAAUCGUCGGAUAUACCAAGGCGGCCGAGUUAUUUAUAUAAACUUGUUUUAGUGUCCAUGCUUUUAAGCCAUAGAGAAGAGUAGAGAACACGUAACACCGAGGCACCCUUAGACAUAUAUUCCUAACCUUAUAUCCCUACAACAAAGAGAUUUUUAAGUUUAAUUAAUGAUGCACCUGCUAUUAUUAAUUUCUUUGGUGUGGUCUGUAUUUGAUGUUAUCCAUGUUCCUAAGUAUUUAUUGAUACAAUUUGUUAUAUUCUUCAUCCCAUCCCGACACAUACCCUCUACGAUAUUCUCUAGUUAUUUUUUUCCUGGAAGCCGUCUGUUGUGAACCGGUUGUACUGUAGCCACUUGGCUUAUUGUACAUCUUCCAUUCGUUUAUAAAACCCAUUCCAGAAUUCUGGAACCCUGCACCAGCUUGUACAGGUCUAGUGGGUGGGUGCCAUAUAUAUUUGGAGUCACAGUCACUUCGAUGUCUCCGAAAAGUGUUUGCCGCCUCCGAUCCAAUGCCUCACAGUCAUGCAAGAUAUGGUUGGCUGUUUCAGGUUCUCUGUUACAGAGUCUGCAGCUCAAGUCUCCAUGAAACAGCCCCAUUGUAUGCAGGUGACCCUUAACUGGCGCAUGUCCAGUGAGAAAACCCGUUAUGACUCUGAGUUGAUUCUUGCUUGUUUUCAGCAGUAACUCAGCCCUACUAGCACAUGUCCGUGCGAUAUAUAUCACACUCCCAGUGUGAGUUGUGUUGGCUUCGGAUCCAGGCUUUUUUUCGUUCGCGGACAGUGCUUUUUGGCACUCCCAAGGUCGGCUCUGGACCCAGGUAUUUUGUAGCUGAUGCUCUUUUGGCAAGUGCAUCAGCUCUUUCAUUGCCGUAUAUGCCCCGAUGACCUGGAACCCAUACUAGUAUAUAUCCUCUAGGUAUACUUUUCUUUCUCUAGAAGACAAAGCCCAACAAGUGUUAAGUGUUUGUUUUAGAUCAAAGAAGAUUGCAGUACAGCAUUGUUUUGUGGCUAACGCUUCGUGGAAGUCUCUUUCCAAGGCCAGUUCCAGGAUAUUAUUAAUUUCAGAACGAUUUGGUCAAAAUCCAUUUUGUUCCGACAGUAAGUCAUUACAUGUGUCCAAAUCAGUCUAUGGUUUACCAUUUUCUUCAUUAACUUGCUCGUUGAACAUCUUAAUCUGAUAGGCCUAUAAGAGUCAGAUUCUAGACUUGGUUUCUUACUUAUUUACUCCGUGGUGUUACAACCCUUCGCGGGUUUUAGCCGACUCGACAACAUGCUUCCAUUUUUCUCUGCUUUGAGCAAUCUUCAUCCAGGCCUCCACGACCAUAGCUUUCAAGUCUCCUGCUAUCUUAUCUCGCCACCGGAGUCGAGAGCGUCCACGUAGUCGUCUUCCAACUGGAACUUCCUCCCAAACUAGUGUUACUGUUCUUUGGUCAGAAUGUCUUCUAAGGUAUCCUGCCCAUUGGAGUCUACUGGACUUUAUUUCUUUUUAGUAAAGAAGUAAAAAAUCUUCUCUUGUAGAUGGUAUAUAAUUUAUUUAAAAUUUUCUAAAAAAGAUCCAAGUUGGACUUAAAGUGGGUACAUCACUAGUACAAUAAACAAACGUUUUCGGACUAAUCAAUCCAUCAUCAGGUUAAAACUUCAACUUCGGUUUAGGUCUUCAACAUAACGAUGGAGUUUGAAGCCAAGAUGAAGACUCCAUUAUAAUUACACUUCAUUCUUAUAACAUCGACUUAUUGUCGCCAUCGAUGUAGCCGAAAUUGCUUAAUUUUUAUACUGGUAAGGUUAUUCGACCUACCUAUGUAGCUAGUUUCAACUACUUUGGAUCUGAAGUUUUAACCUGAUGAUGGACUGAUUAGUCCGAAAACGUUUGUUUAUUGUACUAGUGAUGCACCCACUUUAAGUCCAACUUUUUAGAUCUUUUUUAGAAAAUUUUAAAUAAAUUAUAUACCAUCUACAAGAGAAGAUUUUUACUUCUUUAGUAAUUUUUAUUAUGGUAUACAGCCAAUGAGAGGAAUUCUUUCAUUUUUAUUUUAUUUCUUUUAUUAUGUUCGCGUCUGGGUUAAGUUCGAGCUUUUUGUUAGUUCUUAUCCUAUAACCAAAAGAUCUUAGUUAGGAUUUUUCUUUCGCAAACACGUAGUCUCCCUUCGUUUGCCUUUGUUAUUGUCCAUGUUUCGCUGCCAUACGGCUAUGGCUCGAACGGAGUUUUCGGCGAUUAAAAAAAAACCUUAUGAUGGAUUGAAACUAAGCUACCGGAUAUUCGUUUUUUGCCAACUUAAAUUGAAGAUGGCACGAAGAUGAGUAGGUAUAGUUUAGUGGAAAGGGGAAGAUAUUUUAAAUUAUUAUUGAUUAGGUACUUACUCUUUUAAUGAAGUGUAUCUUUUAAUAUUCAGUAUAAAAUUUGUACCUAUUAUAUACAUUUCCACAUGUUAUCAUUAAGGUAAUGAAAAUACUACUGGUAGUUUUUAAUAGCAACUCAUGUACAACUUAGAUUUAUUGUAGUUAACCAAAGUCCAUAAACACUUUGCCUUAAUGUUUAAUUCGUCCUUUUUAUAAUAGAUAAAUAUAUAGGUAAUAAUAUAUAUUGUACUUAAUUUAUAUAAGCUUGUACUUUUAUAUAAUAAAGCCUUUAACUUUU
This is a messenger RNA of Diabrotica virgifera virgifera (western corn rootworm), 11097 nucleotides long. RefSeq names its product fasciclin-3. The transcript has 9 exons. Gene Ontology annotation, molecular function: cell adhesion molecule binding. The coding region runs from base 25 to 1464 and encodes 479 amino acids. Lineage: Eukaryota; Metazoa; Arthropoda; Insecta; Coleoptera; Chrysomelidae. Gene Ontology annotation, biological process: cell-cell adhesion. Gene Ontology annotation, cellular component: cell-cell junction. The record is from RefSeq and is a predicted model, not a curated record.